Molecule: messenger RNA, 1359 nt
Organism: Colletotrichum orchidophilum
Lineage: Eukaryota; Fungi; Ascomycota; Sordariomycetes; Glomerellales; Glomerellaceae
Product: CFEM domain-containing protein
Exons: 4
Coding region: 1-1359 (452 amino acids)
Source: RefSeq, a predicted model, not a curated record
AUGGCAUCCUUUCUCCGCCUCGCGUUGGCGUUGGUCCUUGGCAUUCUCGUCGCCGUACAGGCGCAGGACACGACGGCCCCCUCCAACAAGCCCAGCUACCCGGCAUGCGCCACAAAAUGCAUAGCUAGCGCUUUCUAUGGCGGCUACUGUGCCCCCACAAACCAGACUUGCAUCUGCACGAGCGAGCAGUUUCAACUCAACGUCACGCUGUGUGUCUCGGCAAGUUGCACGAUCCCAGAAGCCCUCGCCACGAAAAAUGCGAGCUUGACAAACUGCGGCGCUCCCGUACACAACCGCUCUGGAGAAUAUAUCGUCCUCUCCAAUGUCAUGGCCAUCCUGGCAGCGUUCUGCGUCCUGAGCCGGUUCGGAUACAAAAUCUUUUUCGCAGGACUCGACGUUGGCUGGGACGACUGGUUCGUGAUGGCGACGUUGAUCGCAGCGAUGCCGAGCGCCGUCAUCACCGUCCACGGAACCACUGCCAACGGCCUGGGGAGGGACAUUUGGACGCUGACGCCCCAGCAAAUCACAAACGUCCUCUUCUACUUUUACAUCAUGGCCUGGCUGUACUUCUUCCAGGUGACCCUCGUCAAGCUGGCCAUCAUCUUCUUCUACAUGCGCAUCUUCCCCGCCCGGGAGGUCCAACGCAUGUUGUGGGCGACGACGUUCUUCAUCAUCGUCUGGGGAUUCGCGUUUGUCAUCACGGCCGUCUUCCAGUGCAAGCCCAUCCACUACUUUUGGGUCAAGUGGGAUCGCAUGCACGAGGGGAGCUGCGCGGACGCCAACGCCAUCAGCUGGUCCAACGCCGCCAUCAGCAUCGCGCUGGAUCUUUGGAUGCUCGCGAUCCCGCUGUGGCAAUUGAGGUCUUUGAAGCUGCAUUGGAAGAAAAAGAUUGGAGUCGCGUUGAUGUUCAUCGUGGGCACAUUUGUCACCGUCGUGAGCAUCAUCCGCCUGCAAUCUCUUGUCAAUUUCGCCAAGGGAUCCAACGCUACCAUGGACUUUCUCGACGUGAGCUUGUGGAGCACGGUCGAGAUCUGCGUAGGCAUCAUGUGCGCGUGUCUGCCCUCCAUGCGCAUGAUAUUGGUCAAGAUCUUUCCCGCCAUGUCCGGCUCGACGAUGCGGAGUAAAGGACGGCAGUACUAUAAGCAGUACGGCAGCGACGUCAGAUCCAAGAACGCCGCUGAGCGCAGCCAGGCUCGUACUGUCGGUGUUGUCACCGUGGACCGGUCCAGCUCUGUUCACGACGCGCAGGAUCGGCAGAUCAAGUUCCAAAAGACAUUUGCCGUCUCCUACAGUGAUAGCGAUGAGGCGGAUCUGGUGCCGAUGAACAAUAUUCAGAAGCCGGGGCGGGCUAAUGGUUAG